AUGGGGGCACACAUUGCCUUGAAAGCCUUUGGCGGGGCCUCAGGGCCAGAGACAUCACCACCGCCUCCAGCUGGACCAGACAGCACAUCAUCCGCAAAUGCAGGCUUUCAACCCAACGCCCUCGACAUGCUAAUCCCAGGAUUCUCCUUCUUCACUGCAGCCGUUCAGCGUUACCUGCACGUAGACCUGAACGUCUACAUCCCGCUUUUUGUUACUCUGGCUGCAAUCGUACUCGGCUGGCAGUACCUGAGUGAUUGGUUCUGGUCCAAGAUGGACUCGUACCUCAUGUCAAAGUGUUCUCUGCGCACCGACGACGAGGCCUACAACUACGUGAUGGCCUGGGUAGCCAAGCAGCAGUUCUCUCAAAAGUCGCGCCGCUUCAUCGUCAACACAAACACCAACUCGAGGAACUAUUUCAUCUGGAACUGGAACGACGAUCAGAAGGAGGAGGAGGACGAAUCCGACCCGGACAUGACCCGGAAGCCCUUGGCUUACACUCCAGACUACGGCGCACACUACUUCUUUUACAAGCGCACUCUUCUCUGCUUCCUUCGGUCCCAGGGUCGGGAGAAUCCUUACUCCCUUCCCAGCGAAAAGGAGGAGAUCUACAUCAGCUGCUUCGGCCGCAACCCGGCCAUCCUCAAGGACCUUCUCAACGAGGCCCGCGACGUCUACCUCAAGCGCGACGAGAAGAAGACGGCCAUCUACCGCGGCACCGUGUCCAAGGGCGCCUCGUCCGAGCCCACCUGGAGCCGCUGCAUGGCCCGGACCUCGCGCCCCUUUUCGACCGUCAUCCUGAACGAAAAGGUCAAGCAGGACCUCAUCGACGACGUCACCGACUACCUGGACCCGGCCACCCGCCGCUGGUACUCGAACCGCGGCAUCCCCUACCGCAGGGGCUACCUCCUCCACGGUCCUCCUGGCACCGGCAAGUCCAGCUUGAGCCUGGCCCUGGCCGGCUUCUUCAAGAUGCGCAUCUACAUUGUGAGCCUGAGCUCGGUCAACGCCAACGAGGAGACCCUCGCCACCCUCUUUGCCGAGCUGCCCCGCCGCUGCGUCGUGCUCCUCGAGGACAUCGACUCGGCCGGUCUCAGCCACACGCGCGAGGGGCCAGGUUCCGCCGCCGUCGCUCCCGCACCCGCCGACGCCGACGAGAUGGUACCCGGUCAGUUGACCCCCGGCCUGCCAAGCGCCGCGACCAACAGCCGCAUCUCCCUGUCUGGCCUGCUCAACAUCCUAGACGGCGUCGCGUCGCAGGAGGGCAGGGUGCUGAUCAUGACGACCAACCACAUCGAGAAGCUCGACAAGGCGCUCAUCCGCCCGGGCCGCGUCGACAUGAUUGUGCACUUUGGCCGCGCCGACCGCGCCAUGAUCGCCUCCAUCUUCAAGGCCAUCUAUGCGCCGCUCGAGGGGGACGAGGGCCCCGAGGCCAAGAAGACGUCGGCCACGUUGGCCACCAUCGGCAAGGACGACAGGGAUGAGGCGGCCAGGGCGGCGGCAGCGGAGAAGGAGAAGCUGGAGGCGACCAGGCGGGCCGAGGAGACGCUCGCGAGGAUCGAGACGCUGGCGGCUCAGUUUGCGGACCGCAUCCCGGCGCACGAGUUCAGCCCCGCCGAGCUGCAGGGUUACCUGAUGAAGCACAAGCGGGACGCCGAGGCGGCGGUGGCCGGGGCGGAGGAGUGGGUCGUGGCGGCGCGCAAGGAGAAGGCGGAGAAGGAGGUCGAAGAGGCCAAGGAGAGGCGACGAAAGGAGGAGGAGGGGAAGGAAGAGGCCGACAAGAAGAAGCGCAAGGAGGAGCGCAAGAAGAACAAGACGAAGCGCGCCAAGAAGGCGGCGGUGGCGUCCAAGCAGGAGGAUAGCGGCGACAGCUCCGGCUCCGACACGGCCGAGCCGGGCGAUGGCGGUGGUAGGUCGGAUGAUAGCUCGGACGAGGAGGAGGAGGAGGAGGCGAGCAGCAAGAUGAGGGGGAAGAGUCGAGGUGCGAGGCGGAGAAGGAAGGCGGGCAAGAAGGCCAAGGUCCAGGAGGAUGAGGGUGAGGGUUCUGAGGAUCAGGAGGCUGCCCGUUUGAGCAAGACCGAGGAGCCGAAGCAGCAGAGAGAGCUGCUGCCGUCGGUUCCUGCGAUCAAGCUGGGACAGAAUCAGGAUGAUGCCAAACCUCCGCGGUCUCCUGUUGGGGGAGACUCGGGCUACGAAACUUGUUGA
This is a messenger RNA of Pyricularia grisea, 2202 nucleotides long. RefSeq lists its product as uncharacterized. The transcript has a single exon. Gene Ontology annotation, biological process: mitochondrial respiratory chain complex III assembly; protein insertion into mitochondrial inner membrane from matrix. Gene Ontology annotation, molecular function: ATP hydrolysis activity; ATP binding. Gene Ontology annotation, cellular component: mitochondrial inner membrane. NCBI's taxonomy places the organism in Eukaryota, Fungi, Ascomycota, Sordariomycetes, Magnaporthales, Pyriculariaceae. Bases 1 to 2202 code for a protein of 733 amino acids. The record is from RefSeq and is a predicted model, not a curated record.